GGGAAUCAAAAGAAAUUGCCCUCUCCUUUGCCCACCACUCUCCCCCCCACCUGCUCAAGAUAUGGUAAGCGCCACAUGAUUUCCACACCCCAUAGGAAAAAGGCACCAUUGCUGACAUCACCUGUAUCUCUUCCGGGGAUUUUGGUGGGCCCCACAUCUCUCUCUCUCUCUCUCUUUCUCUCUCUAAAGUCUAAACUCUACUCCCCCGCACCUUUGCCCUUUUGCUUUCAUACAAGACUCUCUAUUAAUUUUUCAGAUUUUCUGUAUCCUCUCUCUCUCUCUCUCUCUCUCUCUCCUCUCCUAUUCUUAGUAUAUAGUCUUUGCUAUGAUAUGUAUGUCACCGCCACAACCCAUCAACCCGCCCCCAACGAAAAAAUAUAUACAUUUAUGGAGAUUUAUGAUUUUGCCCAUUUAAUUAUUCAUUUUUAGUUAGUUGUUCUAGAGUGGGGGGGUUCUUUUUUUAUUAUUGCAUUGCUUGUCCCUUAAUUCAAAAUCAACUUGGAAAAUUUGCAAGAUUUGGGAGGAAACCUGGUCGGAUCUUGCUUUGUGGGGGGGUGUGGAUUUUGGUGGGUCUUAUUUCAUUACAAAGCUCCUCUCUUUUUUCAUCUCCCACAAACCAAAAACUAAAAAAUAGUUAACCAACAAAAAAAAAAAAAAAAAAAAAAACCCAUCCAGAAAAACUUGUUUCUUUGCCAAAGAUUGGAUUUUUGGUUUAGUGCAAUGGGAAUGGCAGCUACAGAGUCACAAUUUCAUGUUUUGGCUGUUGAUGACAGCCUUCUUGAUAGAAAGCUUAUUGAGAGGCUCUUGAAGACCUCAUCUUAUCAAGUUACUACAGUUGAUUCCGGUAGUAAGGCUCUUGAGUUUCUGGGUUUUCAUGAGGAUGACCAAAUCAAUCCAGAUUCUCCUUCUAUUUCCCCAAAUAAUCAUCAGGAAGCGGAAGUGAAUCUUAUUAUUACAGAUUACUGUAUGCCAGGCAUGACAGGCUACGAUCUGCUAAAGAAAAUCAAGGAAUCCUCAUCUCUGAGAAACAUACCAGUAGUGAUCAUGUCAUCUGAGAAUGUGCCUUCAAGAAUCACAAGAUGCUUGGAAGAAGGGGCAGAAGAGUUCUUCUUGAAGCCUGUACAAUUAUCAGACUUGAAAAGGCUUAGGCCCCAUAUGGUGAAAACCAAAGUGAAGGAUCAAAAUCUUGACAAGAAACAAGAAAAUCAAGAAAACCCAGAAGAGAAACUAGACAAACAAGAGAUUCAAUCAGAAAAAUUGCAACAACAACAACAAAUGGGCAACAAUAAUAACAAGAGGAAGGCAAUGGAAGAGAGCCUUUCUCCUGAUAGAACCAGACCAAGAUACAGCAAUGGAGUUGCCACUGUUGUUUGAUGGUUGGUCUCUUUUGAAAUUUUACCCUUUUCAUCUGAACCUUGUAAUUUUGUUAACUCUUUUUUUCCCCCCCUUUUCUUUCUUUCCCUUUUUUUUUUUUACCCCAUUACUGCUGGUUAAUACUGGCUGAAUAGGAGUUGUAGAGAAAGAGCUUUCUCAUGUAUACAGUUUUACAUGGAAAUCUUUCAUUCACAAAUUUUGUUGUGCUAAUUACAAAAAAAAAAAAAAAAAAAAAAAAACCAAGCACUGUGUAUGUGAAUUGUGAUUAAUGUAUGUUGCAGAGCAAUAGAUUGAUAAUUGGCCAGAGCCAAGAACUAAUUUUGAGUUAGAAACUUUUUUGUUUAAUUGCCAUAAUUUAUUACACGUCCCUCCUAAUGCCAAAAGCACACACUUGAGCUGAAAAACUUUGGUUACAAAGUUGAUAGGGAAAACAAUUGGGUCAAAACAGU
This is a messenger RNA of Morus notabilis, 1823 nucleotides long. RefSeq names its product two-component response regulator ARR9. Lineage: Eukaryota; Viridiplantae; Streptophyta; Magnoliopsida; Rosales; Moraceae. Bases 721 to 1374 code for a protein of 217 amino acids. Gene Ontology annotation, biological process: phosphorelay signal transduction system; cytokinin-activated signaling pathway. The record is from RefSeq and is a predicted model, not a curated record. The transcript is spliced from 5 exons.